Scutellospora calospora is the source of this 1127-nucleotide messenger RNA. NCBI's taxonomy places the organism in Eukaryota, Fungi, Glomeromycota, Glomeromycetes, Diversisporales, Gigasporaceae. The record is from the annotation of a GenBank genome assembly.
AUAAAUCAACUUCUUCUAUAAGUUGGGUGGAAGAAAUAACCGAAAAAACCUUUUCAAAAACCUUUUCUUCCAGUUCAUUAGAUUUAUCUCAAAACAUAAUGAUUGAUGUCGAAGAUAUUCGGAUGAGCAAGAAAAAAGAUUCUGAAAAUGAUCAAGAUAACGUUUCUAAAAACAACAAACUUAUAAGCCGUUCUUUCUGUCGUUCAAAAAAUCAAUCUGAAACUGAAAAUAUUGAAAAAAUCAAAGAAUCUUCAAAAUCUUCAUUUGCUGUGAUCAGCACUUCGGAUCUUGAAUUCAUUAAUGAUUCUUCAGUAUCAGAUACAAAUGAUCUCAUGAUAUGUGAAUCUCCUAUCUCCGAACCACCAAAUAAUCUUUCAAUUAAAAGGAUUACUUUAAACGAAACUAAUAGUGAUAUUAGGCGUAGUUGGUCUCAAUUAGAAGUACGACAUAUUAAAGGCUUAUUUUCACGAAAACGUAAUAUAUUUGACUGGAAAAGGAGAAAUUCUUAUGCUUACACUAAUUCUACAAAAACAAAUCAACAACUUGUUUCUGAAUCAGAAAUUCUUAUACAAGAUUCUCCUAUAUUUGAUAUAAUUGCUCUUCAAGCUGAUGUUGAAAAAGAAACUGAUAUUGUUACUAGAUCUAGUCAAAUGAGAAAAUUUAUUUCUUGUGAAAUUUAUUCUACUGAACAAAGUUAUUUAUCUCAUUUAAAAAAUCUUAAAAAGAUAUUCAUGGAUCCAUUCAUCGCUGCGGCUCAAAAUCCAAAUCCGCUAGUAAAUCCUGAUGAUACUGAAAUAAUCUUUGCUCAUAUAGAAGACCUUACAGAGUUAUCUACUGUAAUCGUAGAAGACCUUGAAAGUAGUAUGGAUCCAUGGCAAGAAUCCGAAUCAAUGGUUGGCGAAGUAUUUUUAAAAUACAGUCCUUAUUUCGAAGCAUUAUUACUCUAUGCAGAAAAUCAUCAACAAAGUAGGUUGGCAAUUGAACGAGCCAAUGAAAAUGUUUUAUGUCGAAAAUUUAUACAGAAAUAUACUCCAGAAAAUCAUAUGGAUUAUGACGAUCUAUGUCAUGCUGUAGAUAAUAUGAAGGCUCUUGCUCUUAAAUGUGAUAAAGCUAUUCGACAACAUUGA